Messenger RNA from Dipodomys ordii (Ord's kangaroo rat), 1771 nucleotides. Its product is annotated as sialic acid-binding Ig-like lectin 12. Gene Ontology annotation, biological process: cell adhesion. Bases 32 to 1519 code for a protein of 495 amino acids. Gene Ontology annotation, cellular component: plasma membrane. Gene Ontology annotation, molecular function: sialic acid binding. The transcript has 7 exons. Lineage: Eukaryota; Metazoa; Chordata; Mammalia; Rodentia; Heteromyidae. The record is from RefSeq and is a predicted model, not a curated record.
UCAAAGAAGAGCCUAGAAAAACAGAUUGCAAAUGGUGAGCCCACUGCACCAGCUGGACAUGUGGCUGCUGCUGCUGCUGAAACUGUGGGGGUGCGUGGGGGUGGAGUGGAGGAAGAAGCAGAAUGAAUUGUACAGCCUGCAGGUACAGCGUCAGGUGACGGUGCAGGAGGGCCUCUGUGUCCAUGUGCCCUGCUCCUUCUCCUACCCCGGGGAGGAGGAAAUGGACUGGAUGCCAGUCCAUGGCUACUGGUACAAGUCUGAAAAGCUGAAGAUUCUGGUGGCCACAAAUGACCCAGCGCAACAGGUGCAUGAGGAGGAAAAGGGUCGAUUCCACCUCCUCGGGGAUCCCAAGAUCAACAAUUGCUCCCUGGGCAUCAGAAACGCCAGGGAGAAAGACAAGGGGAUGUACUUCUUCCGAGUAGAGAGAGGGAAUAUAAAAUGGACUUAUACUGGUAACAAACUGUCCCUGAGAGUGACAGCCUUGAACCGCACCCCUAACAUCCUUCUCCUGGGGACCCUGGAAGCCGGCAGGCCCAGUAACAUCACCUGCUCUGUGCCCUGGGCGUGUGAGCAGGGGGCACCCCCCAUCUUCUCCUGGAGAUUGGCUUCCGUGUCCCCCCUGGGUCCCCAGGUCACCCAGUCGGCAGUGCUCACCUUCACCCCCCAACCCCAGGACCAUGGCACCAACCUCACCUGCCAGGUGACCCUGCCUGCAGCCAAUGUGACCAGGAGUGCGGCCAUUCAGCUCAGCAUCUUAUAUUCCCCACAGAACCUGACCCUGAUGGCAGUGUCCAAAGGAGCCAGCUCAGCCCCGGAAGCCCUCAGGAAUGGCUCAUCUGUCUCGGUUCAAGAAGGCCAGGCUCUUCGCCUGCUAUGCUCUGCAGAUGGCCACCCCCCUGCCAAGCUCAGCUGGUCCUGGGGUAACCUGAGCCUGUGCCCCACUCAGCCCUCUGACCCAGGCAUGCUGGACCUCUCUCCAGUCAACCUGCAGCAGGGUGGGGAGUUCACCUGCCAAGCUCAGAACGUCCUGGGUGCCCAGCACGUGUCCCUGACCAUCUCCCCACAGAGCAAAGCGGAGUCUCUGUCGGGAAUGCUGCUGGGGGCUGCUGGUGGCGCCGGCGUAGUCAUCCUGCUCCUCUUAGGCAUCUGCCUCCUCUUCCUCCUAGUCCGGUCCUACAGGAGGAAGUCAGCAAGGCCAGCGGCAGUCACAGCUUGUGUCACGGAUUCCAGCACUGGUCCCGGUGCGGGUGUGGCCUUACAUGUGUAUGAUGUGGCUGUGGCCCAGCAGGUGCAUGCUGUGGGCGGGGCCCCACAGGGCCCCAAGACCAAAUCUGAAGCAGAGGACAGUUUCCUGUGCCAGCCUCCCAAGGUUUCCUCUUCCAAGGAAGGUGAUGCCCACUACGUAGAGGUAGAUGAGAUCCACUACGCGACGCUCAGCUUUCAGGGGAGGAAGCCCAAGGAGCCACAGGGCCAGCCUGCCAUGCAGAGCGAGUAUGCAGAAAUACAGACUCACACGUGACAAGCUAGAGAGGCUUGGUCCUGGAUGGAAGGAUCCUGGCCUCCACGGGGCAGAGGGUGGGGGGGGAGGGGAGGGGGAAGCUACAGCCCCUUCCCCCAGCCACAUGGCACCUCUAGGCUGUUGCUGGAUCUUUCCUCUGUUCGCCAGCUCUACAGACCCUGGCAACCCCAUCCUACCCUCCACCUCUGUGAGUUUAUGUUUUAAAAUCACAUAUGCGUGAGAUUGUGCAGGAUGUGUCUCCCUCUGUGCCUG